Panicum hallii is the source of this 1471-nucleotide messenger RNA. Its product is annotated as myb-related protein 1-like. The record is from RefSeq and is a predicted model, not a curated record. Lineage: Eukaryota; Viridiplantae; Streptophyta; Magnoliopsida; Poales; Poaceae. The transcript has 7 exons. Gene Ontology annotation, molecular function: DNA-binding transcription factor activity; DNA binding. Bases 183 to 1202 code for a protein of 339 amino acids.
GGUAGGUAGUUUAGUUUGAGAAGCCAAAGGUUGUCUCAUUCCCGGAAGACCACAGAACAACUCCUUGGUUACUAGAAAUAGAGGCACUGAGACUGAAUACCGGUAAAGCUGCCAAGGAUCCCAGCAGUCAGGAAUGUGCAGCCUGCAAGCAGACAUUUCAGUACAAAACAGGAACUGAACGGAUGUAUCAUCAGCAACAGUUCCACGGUCAUAACCAACACCUGUCCUUAAGGUCUGGCAUACCUCCGGAGAAGCAGUUUCUCCUGCAAGGAGGAGGAGAUGCAGGUCUUGUCCUCUCCACCGACGCUAAACCUCGGCUGAAAUGGACACCCGAGCUGCAUGAACGUUUUGUGGAGGCAGUACAUCAGCUAGGAGGGCCAGACAAAGCUACGCCUAAAACAAUCAUGAGGAUCAUGGGGAUCCCUGGACUCACCCUGUACCAUCUUAAGAGCCAUCUCCAGAAAUACAGACUUAGCAAGAAUCUCCAGGCUCAAGCUAAUGUUGGCAGUGCAAAGAAUGUGUUAGGCAGCAGAACAGGAACAGACAAACCAUGCGAAGGGAAUGGAUCACCAGCUAGUCAUUUGAACAUAGAGCCCCAGAUAAACAGGUCGAUGCACAUAAGCGAAGCCCUCCAAAUGCAGAUAGAAGUUCAGAGACAGCUGCAUGAGCAACUAGAGGUGCAGAGGCACCUGCAGCUCCGGAUUGAGGCGCAGGGCAAGUACCUGCAGUCGGUGCUGGAGAAGGCGCAGGAGGCGCUCGCCAAGCAGAGCGUCGAUCUCGACGCCGGCGUCCUCGGCGAAGCUGCUGCCGCCGAGACGCAGCAGCUGUCGGAGCUCAUCUCGAGGGCCUCGGCGACGAAGCGCGUCCAGCUCGAGCACCUCCACCACCAGCAUCUCGGCGGCGUCGGGGACGGGUCGGUGGACAGCUGCCUGACCGCGUGCGAGGGCUCCCAGAGGGACCAUGACAUGCUGUCCAUCGGCCUGUCGCCGGCUCCGACUCCGAGAGGCGGCUACCCGUUUGAAGCGGCGAGGUCAGGCGGCAACGACAGAGGAGGGGCGAGCACGAGCUACGAGGAGUUCCUGUUUCUCGAAGAGCCUGGCAGGAGUUCCUCGGAUGAGCAGCAAGAGCUGGACCUGACCAUCAACACUCGACGGCCUCGCCACUGCGAAAAGAUUGACCUGAAUGGGUCGAGCUGGAACUGAUGAUCAUUUAGGAAGGAGUUGAGGCGUCAGGCAAAACAAGGCUUCUUCUUCUUCUUCCUAGCUAGCAGCAGAGUGAAAAUGGGCGGAUGUUCCUAUGGGUGAUCAAAGCGGGAUGCACUGUGCAUUUUCAUGUCCUCGAGUCGUUUGUAGUAAGAUCUGGGUAGAGCUACUAUAGCAUGAACAACCUGCGUGUUGUCGGCCACGCAUCAUGGAUUCAUGGUGCAGCAAAUAAGCAGCGACUGAGAUGAGGAUAAAAUUCCCUUUCGAUG